CAGUCCUUCUAGGUAUCAAAGGCAGCUCCUAACAUAAUCAUAAUGUGAAGGAACACAAAUAAAAAAGCGACUCCGAGUUGGUUUUGACAAACCUCCAACAUCACCGAGAUUUUAGCAACAUUGUUCAACUACUUAGAUAGUGUUCUUGAUGAGAGGUUGAAGUAGUUAGUAGAAACACGAAGAGCAUCAAGAUGUUGUUCCGACGUUCUAGUUUCGUUUGGGUUUGCCAUCUGGUAGCCUUGCUGCCACGCGCAUUCGCUGAUUCGUUCACAGCAGAUGCUGACUUCCUCGAUUCCAACAACACUGCUGGAAAUGAAACGAUGUCGUUCAUCGAAAGCAUGCCGUUCGCUGGAGGAGGUAUUACAGCCGUCCCGAGACUCGCCUUGCCCUUGUCCGAGGUGGAAAGAACUGGAACAGCACCAGGUGACUCGCAAAAUGCAGAGACAGACAGGACUUCCAAUCGACCACCAUUGAACAGUCAAGGAUCACUAUCAACGCCACCAAGACAUCAAGGAGGAGCACUAACAGAGAGGGGCACGACACCAACUUCAGGACAGGCCGCGAGUUCGACUAUGGGUCCUCUAGAUAGGCCGUUGCUCAAAAAAGGAGCAGGAAAAAACGAGCCAAGGUUAAGGGUUAGACCAUUGCACUAUACCUCCGAGCCAUCCUUGUAGUUGCCGUCUGUAAAUAGGUGGAACGAGGACGUCAGGGGUGGAGCUUAGGAGUGCAAUGACGUAACCUCUAAGAUGAGUAGAGGCGGAGAUUUUGACGGCGCUAACAGAGAAUAAGAUGCUCUGUCCCCUAGCGAAACUGUUACGAACUAUCAGCACGCAACUGCUACAGAAAACAAAUAUGUAAGUAUUUUCGAAGGUAAAAAUGAUGGUAAUCAACUUACUUUACUCUAAUUACGACUAACAAAUGACUCGGACGAAGACGAUGAUGGAUUAGUUUAAGUGUUUUAGAAAAACACACACGCACUCUAGCGGGCAGUCUCACUGAUGCCCUCUACUGGAAGGAUGAUAUCUGACUUACAGUGUCACGACACAAGAUAAAUGAUCGCGAUUUUUUCUGAAGAAUGCGGGACCCGGACCCCAGCUCCACUCUCUAACAAGAAGACCCGUAUCACAAACAGAAACGAUAGAAGAUUUUAAUAAGGGCUGUUUUCCUGAAACGGAGACUAAUGAUGUGACUUCCUCUGUGACUGCCCUGCCGCAAACAAUUUCUGAAAGCUUGUCCAGAAAAAUGGGAGAGAUCAUUUUAAGGCUGGUUCUCUCGCUGUCUCUAAACUGAAAAAAGAUGAGGCCAUUGCCAUUUACUCCUACAUACAAGGACGAAGCUUGCCACCAACAUAAUUGUGUCAAGGUGACGUCGAAGGAAGCGUCUUCAUUUUUUUGGCGAAAGAAUUUGAUUUUCUAACAGUCGCCGGGGGGAUUGCGAGCAUGCGCGCAGGGGAUUUUGCUGUUGCGAUCUCACCUGAGGUAGAAACAGAUAAAGAACUACACGGUUGCUUUAUCACUUUCCUUUACAUACUGGCACGACGGACUGACACUGAUUCCGCAUAUUCAGACGAUAGAAAAGUGAAAUAGGGGCAGUAGCGACCCUGCAAUUAGAAAAUGACAUUGAAUGAACGAAGUCCGACCAGUGCUGGCGAGAGAAUCAUAUUGACAUUGAAGUCCUCGUCACGGCCACGCGCAGCCGCGAAUCGAUCUCCCGACCCCCUGCGCUUUCUCUCAGCGAACUGCUCCUUGGGCGAUUUAAAUUUUUGCCCUUUCCUGCGAUUUUCACUGCCUACCCAUCUUCUCGCUUGCCUUCUUUUGCUCUUCUCGCGAGCUACGUUGUUGAACGAAGUUCUCGCGUAUCCGCGUUUUCGAACAGAACGCGGCGCAAGGGUGACCUCGUAUAAAGCCUUGACGCGCGUCCCUCUUCUUUUUGUUGCUGGGGUCCAACUUUUAAUUCGAUCCACGAAGCGCCAUUACAAGCGGGGAAAACAACUGUUCGUUGAAAACAGUGCACUCAACGCCGCACCUUUUGUUGAAGAUUCUACACUUCUCAAAUAACAGCGUCACAUUAUACGCAAAUUUGCUCUUGUAAUUGACGAGUAACUACUAUCACGCGCGUAUAAUCUAAAUCUUCUACUCCUCCCAAAAUGGUUCUAUUAUUAUGACCUACUGAGCAAUAAUCUGACUUUGUACAGAUUGAUGGCCAACCUCAAAGCAAUGAACAAAUGGAAGCUCUGGCGCGAGAAGAUUACUGCAACAACGGACUCUCCACCUCUCGUUUUUUUCGAUUGCCUUUUCCAGAAUCUUCGCAUAACGACCUGGAGGGCUAUGAUCGACCUCUACUACUGGAGUCAUUGACCAAACAUUUGAUAGAAUCCUACUUUUUUCUUAACAGCUUUAGCAUCACUGAGAAUCUCAUCGCUCGCCCCGUUUGGAGCACGCUUUGGCAAAAUUUUGAGAAAACUGUCCAAACGAGGCGACAGGUGGACAAGAAUCGUUCCACUCCAUAGCUCGAUGUUAUCCUCUACUUCUAAGAUAAUCUGUUCUCUGGAAAAUCCGCGACGUUCCAGGUCGACACGACUUCGGCUGAGGCUUACGCCAAAGUCAUGCGCAAGUCCAGGAAAACUAGUGAUAAGGGACCGCAGCAAAAGUACAGGAUGUAUUUGUAUGGGCAAGUAGCUGAGUGCGGAACGCCGCCGGCUAUCGACAAGGGGAAUUUAGAAGACGUGAAAAAGAAAGAGGAAUUGCCAUUAUACUACGUCAAGGCGAAGGUUUUGAUCAGCCUGGUGGAGGCCGCUGCGGUACUACUAGAGCCAAUACCAUUGACAAGAGAAGAAAAAAACUCAGAAGAUUAUUAGAACCAUGUACAUGUUGAUGAAUGAAGUGGCGAGGGCAAGUCAUCGUUGAGAAUGGAUUUGUGAUGUAUCUCCAAAAUUCAUUCUCGCAAAUUGUCAAACGGAAACCACGUCUAGAAAACUAAUACAAGACAGACGAGAGACGGCACGCACACCCCAGUCACAUGUUUCUUAUCACUAUCAGUGCCCUUUUCCGCGUCCCUAACUCUAACAGUUUUCGUGUUGUAAUCAUCACGAUGACUGUGAUGAUAACGAAUUACCCACACUUCUUCUACCUCAUUUUGGUUUCCGCGUUCGAUACGAAUACAACGUCACUAUACUUUUUACCACUACCUCCUGCUCCACCUCAACAGGCGCAAAGCGGCACCACAAGAGCGAAGACAGACCAGAAUGGCGACACUCCUCCUGUUGCUUCUUUAUGGCAAGAAAUCGAUAGACAUAGACAUUUGCUUGCCGUCUUCGGGAGAUGAUGAAAACCGCUGCCCUUGCAUUUGUGCUUUUAGCAUUAAUAAGGUGGAAUUGGAAAAAAUGUAUAUCGUCACAACUUUGAACCUGAGAUCUCAAUCUCUAAGCUUCCAGCAACAGACCGACUACGAGCUCACACGAGUAUUCUACUUCGCUGCGCUACCACCUAUACCCGAAUCACGCCGUAUGAAGCUCUUCGAUAGCGAAGGGAGAGGUCACCUCGUUUGGCUCAUCCAAUACGGCGUGGCUUUCGAUUUUCAGAACCUGCUUUCGAAGUUUUACUGCGACAUUAGGGUGCCAACGCCUCCAUCUGCAGGUAAUGAUGCGUUUAGAGGAUCGCCCAGACAGUAUGUAGCAGCAGCACCACCUAGUCCCGACGGCAGCACGAGAAUAUGCGGGCCGAAGAAUGUGUUCCACCCUGACAAAACAGUAAAGAGGAAACCGGCAGAGCCACGCCCACUUCCAGCAGCUGGGAAGACCUCCUUCGCAUCUCUCCGGUCUACUGAUCUUCUCGUUGAAACUGGGGAACAGCAAGGUGAAGAGGACGUUUAUGAUCACAACGCAUAUGAGUAGUCACCAUCCUUAUAUAUAAUAUAAAUAUCUUUAUCUUCUACUUCUUAUGCUUAAUAUUAUACAACAGCUUCAUCUUCUAAUAGAAGCAAGAACUUGAACACAUACUCCAUGUUUUAGCAGUUUCUUUUUCUUUCCAAAGGAAAAGCGCAGGUUGCAAUCACAUUCGUGCGAAAAUAUUCUAAGUAUUUUCAGUAUUAUAUCAUGUUGCCGCUGUGAAGCUUUCUGUCAUUAUGCAUCCCCAUAAAGAAAAUGAUUUGAUUCUUCCUGGGAUCUCCCUUUUUUUCCGUUCAUGUGAAGAACGAAGGCAGCGAAUCCGGACGCGAAGAAGCGACUGCGCCAAUGAAGGGCAUAGGUGUUGUUCACGAGGAGACGAGUGGCCGCACAGCUGCGCAGGAUCAAGAUGCUGAGGACAAUUUAUGUUUAUCUUCUUCUUCUUUACAGUAGACACGGAAGGAGUAAAUUUUCUGUGUUAUCGUUUCCCUCUUAGAAGGUCCACUAACAAUUAUGAACUUCUCUAUCUCUGCUCUAGUCCUUUUCUUUUUAGGUUCUGCGUCUGAGAAUAGAUGAAUCACUCUCCGAAGUAGAUCUUCGCAGACUAGUUGUGGUGAUCUCUAACAAACGCUGACGAGACAGCGUUUUCAGGUCUAGACGGUCCGGAUUUCGAGACGCAGAUGCAAGCAAGCCUAUUAGAGCAGCAUGGAAUCUACAACCAAGAUGCAGACAGAGCUUGUUAUGUCAAUACAAGAAGAAGAAUACCAAUGUACUUACGCUUCUUGAGUACAUUAAAAAUAUGUAGACUAAAGCAAUUUUUUCAGGUAUCGAACUAUAGUUGCUUUGGUAUAUUUCUUAUGUAGAAGCAUAUUAUCCGACACAACAACAACACAUCAUCUUCAAGUAUAUUUAUAUUAUUUUUACGAAAAAAAGAAGUGCUUCUAAUCUUUGCACGACAUCUCCUCGGCCUUUGCAGCGGUCUACCAAGAGGCUCAGCUUGCGGAUUUUGGGACUUGGAUUCCGAUUUUUGUUGUCGUGGGUACAUUUGCCUUGCUCCUCCGACGCAUGCAGGGCAAUCGCGGAGAAGCCCAUCUUUAUGGAGACAGAGAUAAAGAAACAGGAGAAACUACUGGUCUCUAAAUCAUUAACAUCCUCCUGAAAAAAAAUUCAAUUAUAGUUUCCUGCUAAAGUUAAUAGUACUGCUACUGGUACACAAACACUGUAGUUGAGUCUCGAAACUACAGAAAUGAGCUACGCCGGUCAUCAUGAUGGGGCUGGCGUCUUUUCAGGGCUUUCUUCUACUACCAUAUUCUAGAAGAUAUUGCUCUAAUGAAUGUAGCUGGCGCAGCUACCUCUGUGACUUUGCAGCAGCAUUAGGAAAAGUGAAAUUAAAGAAAGGAAGAGGUUGAGGACUGAUGAGAACGAAGGAGGAUGAUCGAACUGCAGCACGAUGUGGUGAUAGAAUCUGCUUUUCAUGACAAGAUUAGUUCUACAACUUUUGGCAUGUUGACUACUUCUCAGUAGUCAGUGAAAUUAAAUGGUCCACGCAGGCCUUGAGCAUGAGCUGCUUCUUGACCUACUUUUUUAUUCGAAGAAAGAAUAGAACACCAUCCUCACUCUAUGAAGAAGUGGGGAUCGAAAUCAUGUGGAUACAGAGCGCAUGCGCAUUGAUGACGAUGUAGAACGGAACAAGAGAAGUUUAGAAUGUGAAGUUUGAACAAUUCUUACUUCAAUGUACUAAGAACGAAUUUUUGCCGCUCCUGUGCUGUGAUUAUUCUACUGAAACAUAAACAAUCCUUAUGAAACAAGUUGUAGAAGCAAUUAAGAACAAGAUGAAUUUGAGUAUCUUCAAACGUUACCCUCAGGAUGAAUCGGCAUUUGAAUAACCGUCCUAGCGAUGAGAUAGCCCUCGCAUAACUGGCUGACAACCGCAAAAAGCUGCUUUCGUCUUUUGUGUGUCCCCUAAAGACGGGGGCCAGAGGUGUAACACGUGUAACGGUUGCACCAAGGAAGAUCAAAUUUGAUUUUUUG
Messenger RNA from Amoebophrya sp. A25, 5914 nucleotides. The record is from the annotation of a GenBank genome assembly. Lineage: Eukaryota; Dinophyceae; Syndiniales; Amoebophryaceae.